CAAAGCCUGUGGCGUUUCGCCCUUGAAAGCCAUUGGGUGAGAUUACGCGAUCCCUGAAAACCUUCGUUCAAGCCAUGGGUUGGUUUCUUGUUUCUUGUGUCCUUUUAUUCCCCUGACACACGCUGCCGAUUUUGCGAUUUUUUGUUUCCGUGUUGGUCCUUUUUCAUGCAAAGCGCCUGAACUAUUCUUGGCCACCAGCGAUGUGUAAAGCACCUGCAAUCUGUCAAAUCACCCUCGAUAAAAACUCCGCCUACGAUAUACGAAGUCGAGCUGAACCAAAAAAAGGGGGCCGGAUUAUGUCUUAGCCUCUUACACGACUAGGGAUUUGGUUGCCGUUGGGUUUCGUUUUGCUCCCAGUCACAGCAAAACGGGACACACAUUACCUACAACUGCACGAUACAAAAACGAUCGAUCUUAGAUUGCGACGACGGCAAGCACUCGAGGUUUUCUUUUCUAUACCGGCAUUGCGCCGCAGCAGGUGAAGGUGUGUCAGGUUGGGUGGGUGAGCACUGGGCAUCAAAGAGGUGGAUAAUACCUUCAAUAUACUCUUUGGUUCGGUCCGUCGAAGACAUACGCAGACAUGGCCACUUGGUCAGGCAGGGCCGCCAUCAAGGGCGGCUCUGACACGAUGCGCAUGGUGCUUCUUACGUGCAACGCUGUCGGGAUCACGUUCACUUGGGGUGUGGAGAUGACUUAUUGCACCCCUUACCUACUCUCCUUAGGUCUUACAAAAGGCCAAACAUCUCUCGUCUGGAUUGCUGGUCCCUUAUCUGGUCUGAUAGUUCAGCCCGUGAUCGGUGUGAUAUCGGACACAUGGACGUCAAAAUGGGGAAGGCGACGACCGUUCAUAAUGAUAUGCUCAGUCAUUGUAGCCAUAAGCCUGCUCACACUCGGCUUCACGCGUGACAUUGUAUCAUUCUUCAUCCCUAGCGCCGCGGCGGCGGCGGCAGCAGAAGCACCCACCGCUACCAGGAGAGACCACCCCGAAACCGGCUUCACAGGUUUCCUGACCAUCACCCUGGCCGUGCUCGCUCUUUACACGACCGACUUUGCCAUCAAUGCCGUCAUGUCGUGCGCGCGGUCCCUCGUCGUCGACACAUUGCCCGUGCACAAGCAGCAGGAAGGCGCCGCCUGGGGGAGCCGCAUGGCCGCCAUCGGCCACAUGCUCGGCUACGGGGCGGGCGCCAUCGAUUUGGUAGCGCUCCUGGGCACGACGCUGGGAGAGACGCAGUUCAAGCAACUCACCCUCAUCGCCGCCUCGGGCAUCCUCUUCUUCUCGACCCUCACGUGCUGGGCCGUGUCGGAGCGCGUGCUCAUAGCGCCAGCGCCGGAACCAAAGGGUUCGGCGGGCGACGGUCAGAUGCUCAAGGUCCCGAGGCAGAUAUGGAGUACCCUGAUGACCCUUCCGGUGCGGAUUCAGGCGAUCUGCUGGGCUGUGUUUUGGUCAUGGAUCGGGUGGUAUCCGUUUUUGAUCUAUAGCAGUACUUGGGUGGGCGAGACAUACUUUCGCUAUGACGUUCCCGCCGAUGCCAAGAGCAGCAGCGAUGCACUGGGCGAGAUGGGCCGCAUUGGCAGCUACGCACUGACGGUAUAUUCUAUCAUCACGUUCCUCGGAGCAUGGCUUAUUCCGCCCUUGGUCCGCAAUCCAGAGAACGACGACGACGAGGACGACGAGGGCAUUCCUGCUACAUCCCAGGCGUCCUGGUCGCAAAGGUUCCUGCGCUCGUGGUUCCCAGGCGCGGCCCGCUCUUUAGGCCAACUCAAUCACCUCAAACCCGACCUGCUCACGGUCUGGACGUUUGGAUACAUCAUGUUCGCCUUUGCCAUGUUCAUGGCGCCGCUGGCAUCGUCCUUCCGCUUCGCCACGACCCUAGUCGCGCUGUGCGGCAUUCCCUGGACAAUCUCCAUGUGGGCGCCCACCGCUCUCUUGGGCGUCGAGGUCAACCGCAUGACACACGACAGCAGCGGCCAGCCGUACCGACGCUUGAGCACGUCAUCAGCUGUGGAGCUGCUCACGCCCACCAUCAGGGUCAACGGCGAGGAGAGCGAGAUCGUAGCCGCGGCCGCGGCGCCCGGGUCUGCUCCAGAGGCGGCUCUUCUCGAGGAUGGCCACGGUAGCAGAGGCGGCGGUGGUGGUGGCGAGCUUAGCGGUAUCUACUUUGGGAUACUGAACAUAUACACGACGCUGCCGCAGUUCAUCGGCACCUUCAUCAGCGCCGUCGUGUUUGCCAUCCUCGAGCCUGGCAAGAGUCCUGAGCUGUCUCAUGGCGGCGGUGGCGAGGAGUUGCCGCAGGCGCCAAGUGACGGGCCGAACGCUAUCGGGAUUUGUCUGUUCAUAGGGGCUAUCAGUGCCAUGGGAGCGGCUUAUGCUACGAGGCGGUUGAGGUAUUUGUAGGUGUUAAUCUUGUAAGAUGUGAAGUAUAUUCUUCUUUUAGAUCUAGAUGUAGAACAAGGACUGUUUGGAUUUCUUGGAUAAAUUUACACUGGAGCAUUGCAAGCGUCGACUUGUCCAUGGGUCUUCGGGAGAGUAUUGGGGUUAGGGUUGGUCCGAG
Molecule: messenger RNA, 2552 nt
Organism: Pyricularia grisea
Lineage: Eukaryota; Fungi; Ascomycota; Sordariomycetes; Magnaporthales; Pyriculariaceae
Exons: 4
Coding region: 581-2395 (604 amino acids)
Cellular component (GO): membrane
Molecular function (GO): sucrose:proton symporter activity
Source: RefSeq, a predicted model, not a curated record